AACCAAUGUGGCUUCUUGGAUCACCUUCACACGUGAUGAUGGAUGAGCGCCUGUCUCCCUCCGCGCGCUCUGUCCAGAGCCCCGGGAACCCGUCCACGCUCCACAGCAUCGAGGCCAUACUGGGAUUUAAAGAGGACUUGUUGCGCAAAGCAACAUCCUACAGCUCCGUGCAAAACAAAGGCACUGAGCGCAACGGGACCCCAGGAAAAAAGACACACUGCUCUCAAAGUUGUGACGGUAUGUGUAGUGCCAGCAGCACAGCUGAGGCCGGGGCCUGUCCCGGAUCACCAGCCAGAGACGGCAAACUGGCCGAAGACGAAACCCACAAGAAGAAGCACAGACGGAACCGGACCACGUUCACCACCUUCCAGCUCCACGAACUGGAGCGAGCCUUCGAGAAAUCUCAUUACCCGGACGUGUACAGCAGGGAGGAGUUGGCCCUAAAAGUCAACCUGCCUGAGGUCCGCGUGCAGGUUUGGUUCCAGAACCGGAGAGCCAAAUGGCGUCGGCAGGAGAAGCUGGAGGUGAGUUCCAUCAAGCUGCCGGACACCUCCUCCUCUUUGCUCUCCUUCACCCGGACAUCCAGCAGCUCCCUGGGUUCCAGCCUGCAGCUGGAUCCCUGGCUCAGCACGCCGAUCACCUCCUCCACUUCCCUGCAGUCACUCCCAGGCUUCAUCAGCAGCCCUCAAGGCCUCACGGGCACCUACACGGCCUCUCCACAUGCUCCAAUGCCCUCCUCCCUGCAGGCCUCCUUCCUCAGCUCCCCUGCACUGGGACCUCAACUGCCCCACAUGGCCUCCAUCUGCCCCCCACCUCCGCCCUACCAGUGCUCUGUGGAUCCAAGGAACUCCAGCAUAGCCUCACUGAGGUUGAAGGCCAAGGAACAUGUUCAGUCUAUUGGGAAGACGUGGUGAUGAUGGACAUCAAUGCCUCUGCUUUAACUUUUAAAAAGUUAACUUCUUCCACUUUCUGUCGGGAUUGUAUCUUUUUCUCUUUUUUUGCUGA
Molecule: messenger RNA, 1005 nt
Organism: Thalassophryne amazonica
Lineage: Eukaryota; Metazoa; Chordata; Actinopteri; Batrachoidiformes; Batrachoididae
Gene: rax
Product: retinal homeobox gene 3
Exons: 3
Coding region: 6-914 (302 amino acids)
Biological process (GO): positive regulation of transcription by RNA polymerase II
Molecular function (GO): RNA polymerase II cis-regulatory region sequence-specific DNA binding; DNA-binding transcription factor activity, RNA polymerase II-specific
Source: RefSeq, a predicted model, not a curated record